Williopsis jadinii is the source of this 1850-nucleotide messenger RNA. RefSeq names its product tRNA (guanine26-N2)-dimethyltransferase (gene TRM1). The transcript has a single exon. Gene Ontology annotation, biological process: tRNA N2-guanine methylation. Gene Ontology annotation, molecular function: RNA binding. Gene Ontology annotation, cellular component: nucleus. The record is from RefSeq and is a predicted model, not a curated record. Lineage: Eukaryota; Fungi; Ascomycota; Saccharomycetes; Phaffomycetales; Wickerhamomycetaceae. The coding region runs from base 279 to 1772 and encodes 497 amino acids.
GAUGAACGGGCUCAGAAGAACCGUCAAAAGCAGCAGUUUCAUCCUCAGCCACUGUGAUAUUCUCACUAUUAACACAGAGUAGUGGCCUUGAAGAGCUUUUAUCCUCGUCAAGACCGGCGAUGUGAUAAAGGGAAACACAACCUCAUCGCAGCGAGCCUCGAGCGCAGGGAAAAAAGUGAAAAAUUUCACGCUUUCCUAAGAGCACAAUUAAUACCCGUGAGAAGCACUCAUAUUGUAUGAGAUUUAGGCCCCUGAGGACGUUUCUUCGGUGGUUCAAGAUGUCAGAGCAAGAAGCGUUGGGCGAGUUUACGCCUGUCACUGAGGGAAGUGCCACCAUUCUCUUCCCUAAGAAAGAGGAUGUGUUCUACAACCCGGUUCAGCAGUUCAACAGAGACUUGUCAGUGCUGUCCAUACGUGCCUGGUCUGAGCUGUACGGCGAUGCUCUGGUGAGCAAGAAGCGCAAGCGUGACACAGACCAGGUUGACAGUGAUAAGCCUUACAUUUCGAUCCUGGAGGCGCUGAGUGCCUCUGGCUUGCGUGCCAUUCGUUACGCUAAGGAGAUCCCCAAGGUGUCGUCAGUAGUAGCCAACGACUUUUCUGAAGAUGCUGUCAGAUCCAUAGUGAGAAACGUUGAGCAUAACAACGUCUCACAGGUUGUUAAGCCAAACAGAGGAGAUGCCAAUGCCGUGAUGCACGAGUCAAACUUCAAGGGGAAACACUUCAACGUCAUCGACUUGGACCCUUAUGGAACAGCAUCUCCAUUCAUAGACGCUGCGAUCCAAAGUAUAGGCGAAGAUGGACUGUUGCUUGUCACUUGCACAGAUUUGGCUGUGCUGGCCGGUGGUGGGUAUCCAGAGAAAUGCUUUGCUCUCUAUGGAGGCUCUGCGAUGAUCAACCACGAUGCUAGCCAUGAAGCUGCGUUGAGAUUGGUGCUGGGAAUGAUUGGCAACACUGCUGCAAAGUAUAGAAAGUCAAUUGAGCCAAUGUUGUGCCUCUCCAUUGAUUUCUACGUUAGACUGUUCAUCAAAGUGAAGACGAGCCCAAUCGAAGUCAAGGAAUUGGCCUCCAAGACCGGCUCUGUCUACAUGUGUUCAGGUUGUGGUGCUACAGAGGUUCAACCUUUGGGGAAAGUCACUGUGAGGGACAACGGCUCAAAGAAGUUUGGACUAGCACAGGGAUCGUGUGUUGGCUCGCACUGCUCCUAUUGUGGGUAUGUUAACCAUGUUGCCGGUCCAAUGUACAUUGGCAAGCUGCAAAAUGACAACUUCAUUUCAAAGGUUUUGGAAUUGAACGAGAAGGUUGAUGAUGAGACCUACAAGACAAGAAAGAGAAUUGAAGGUAUGCUGACGUUGGCCAAGAAUGAAAUUGAGGCUCCGUUCUACUUCAAGCCGGAAAAGGUGUCUUCUAUUCUAAAGUUCCAAGUUCCUCCAUUGAAAUCAGUGAUUGCAGCAUUGGGAAACUUGGGUUAUGAUGCAUCACUAACACACGCCAUUCCAAGUGCUGUGAAGACGAAUGCUCCUUGGAGAGUGAUAUGGGCUAUCUUCAAGUCAUAUGUUGUUGAAAAGGAACAAAAGGACAUUUCAAAGAUGAACGAGAACACCGCUGGUUAUAAGAUCAUGACCAAUGCCGAUGUUAAAGUAGACGACGAUGCUAAGGUCUCCUUUGAAUUGAAUGAGCUGAGUAAGAAGGUUGAGAAGCUGAGAAAGUUGAAGAUCAUUAGAUAUCAAGAGAAUCCUACAAAGAACUGGGGUCCAAAGGGUAAGCCGAAAUAAGCAUGUUUGCUCUCUUUGUUGUAUAGUUAUUUAACGGUAUAAAACUCACGUGGUACCAUCGACUGGCCAUUGUGCCUU